Exophiala dermatitidis NIH/UT8656 is the source of this 3898-nucleotide messenger RNA. RefSeq names its product 1,3-beta-glucan synthase. NCBI's taxonomy places the organism in Eukaryota, Fungi, Ascomycota, Eurotiomycetes, Chaetothyriales, Herpotrichiellaceae. Bases 751 to 2391 code for a protein of 546 amino acids. The record is from RefSeq and is a predicted model, not a curated record. Gene Ontology annotation, cellular component: mating projection tip. The transcript is spliced from 3 exons. Gene Ontology annotation, biological process: cell wall biogenesis; regulation of fungal-type cell wall biogenesis.
CCUAAUUUUCUACCCCCAGUAGCCACCUGCAAGCGACUCUCCACCACAGUAGUUGAAUAAUGCUAAAGAACAAAUCCCCAUACUACUAGUACUACUACUACAAUGUAGUAUUACAAUCAUGGUGAAAUAGGGAGUGACAAGCGGUACUACUGCAGGAGGACUACGGAGCAUCCCAAGCAUUAGGUACAUGCCGAACGCACACGUACGCAGCAGUCAAUCAAUCAGUCAAGUAUUAUUUUAGGGGAUUAAAAGUAGCGCUACCUACUCUACCGACUUUUGGUCCGCCUCCCACUGGCACUGACAUUGGCACUGGCAACACCUGCGCGACACGACUCCUCGCAACUUGAACCAAGAUCUUCAACUGCGUUCCUCGUCGCCCAGUUCCUCCGUGUUCUGCAUUUCUGCGUCUCUCUUCUAUCACUUCCAUCUUCUCUCUCAACCACUCCCAGACUCGGUCUCAAAACAAGUGCAUACCGACGCUAUCACCAUCGGUCGGCCUCCGGCUCGCGUUGCCUGCGAUUGCAUUUUUGGUGGUCGACCGUUUCCGUUCGCCAACCCAAAACGCCCACUGUCCGCCAGUCAACAAUCCGGAAUUCCGAUCUGUUUGCGGCUACAACAACAUCUCUCCCCGUGGCCCUUUGUUUUGACCGUCCUCCCGCUUUAAGCAUCUAUGCUGUCUUAGCCAAAUCGCUGCCAGAAUCUGUUGAAUCCGUCAAGGUGGCCGCGACUACAGUUACUGUCUCGCCAGCCAUGGCAAACUCCUUGACGACAGCAUGGCGUUCCUUUUGGCACGCCAUGACCUCUAACGACCGACACGCCUCCUACGACUCUCCUUACAAAACUGGCCAGCAUAUGCCUGUCGGCCAAAGUCGGCAUGCCCCCCUGACUUCGGUUGCGACAAGUGCUGCCGACUCUCAUCAGGAUCUUCCGUCAACAUACCAGGAUGACUCCAAACGCCCCUCGGUAUCCUCCACCCAGCUUGCACAAUCACCCAUACGGCCGUACUCGCCCGGCAUGCGCUCGUUAGCCUCGCCCAAGAAUCCCAACGUCGAAGAGACGGUUGCUCCUGGCGAGAUACAGAUGCAAAACUUUGCAGACGGUGCUCCACCACCUCCUCCUGUCUCGCACUCGUGGAAGAAAAUUGACCGGUGGGCCGAGAAAAACUAUCCUGAACUGUUCGACCAACUCGGUGAAGGGUGCACGCAAAAUGACAUCAACGAACUAGAACACGAACUGGACAUGUCGCUACCCCAAGAUGUGCGUGACUCGUUGAGCAUUCAUGAUGGGCAAGAGCGUGGCGGACGCCCUACAGGCAUCAUCUUUGGCUGUAUGUUACUCGAUUGCGAGGAAAUCGUCCAGGAAUGGAGGAACUGGAAGAUUGUUAACGAAGAAUACCUGUCCGGCGCCGGAAGCCGAUCCUAUCACAGCAACAAGGGCCUCAGUAACGGCGCCUCUUCCUCCAGCCAACCACCGGGCGGCAACCGUUAUUGGAGACAGGAGCUGCUGGACAGACAAGAGUCACAGCCCCCAAGAGCCAUUCAAAAAGCUUACGCCCAUCCUGGCUGGAUCAGUCUUGCUAGGGACUGGGGUGGCAACAACAUCGCAGUCGACCUUGCUCCGGGUCCUACGGGCAAGUGGGGCCAAGUUAUCCUUUUUGGACGUGAUUAUGAUUGCAAAUACGUCGUUGCACGGUCUUGGGCUCAUUUUCUCGCCGUUGUGGCCGACGACCUGAGUACCGACAAGGUCUUCGUAGACGACGAGACUGGUGAGCUGAAGUUGAAGGAGUUCAAAACCGAAACUGUGGAACCCUCAUACAUGGAGAUCCUCCGCUGGAGGGCAGAUCAGAAGUACGGCCGACGGGGGCCUAGGCGGAGACCGCAGCCGGCCGGGCUGAACACCUCGGUCGUGGCCCAAAACGGACGGCAUUCGCCAUACAGCAGCCCGGUCCUUGGAACUGAGGAUAGGGGUAGAUCACCUCAGCGGUUCUCGAAAGGACCUUCUGGCAGCCCGAGGCUUACCAUUGGAAGCCCUCUAGCUCGGGUCCAGGAAGAAAUUGCCCAGCCUCAAGCCAUUCGCCCUGCUGGAGAUGUGGUCCGAGAUUUCGCCCAAGUGGCGGAGUCUUCGAGUGAAGGCAAACGACGAGAGAAACCCAUGCCCAUUGAUCCCAAGGCUAUCAACACCGACGUGAAACCCGAAAAGCUUGUCGAUGCGCCUACCCCGGCAUCGUUGAAGAGCGCAGAACCCAAAGAGUUCCCGGCCUCGAGACUCUCCAAGGUAUCUACCGAAAGCGAAACCAAGGACCAGCCGGCAUCAUCGACCAAGGCUGAAACUGAAGUUAAAGGUCUUGGGGUUGAUGGGAUCGAGGACGAAAUGAAGACUGUGGCCAUCUGAUCGCCCUUUUGUCUGCAAUAAUGUCACCAUUAGCUUUUUUGUUCAAUCGAAUCCAAGCAUGCAUCGCUGGAUAUGGCGGCCCUUGGUCAUGCGAAAUCGGGCCGUGCAUUGUUAGUGUUGUUUCUACGCCCCCGAGCGAGAGCGCGGUUGCCGUGGGAUGUCACAUACUCGGGCGUCACGAAGAAUUGACUUGUUUCCUUACUUUCUUUUGGGCACGGCUCACGGGCAUAUUGGCAUUGGCGUGACAUACGGGGCGCGGAGGGAUCUAUGUACUGUGUACAAGUUGGAGCAGCUUAUCAGAGGUAGAGCUCAGCAACAACGACUGUGAGAGACACCCACCGGACGGCAUAGACCGACAAUCGAGUCUAAGAUUCCAGCUGGGUAAAGCAAAGAAAAGCGCAAGUAAUAAUAAGACAGAGCUGGAAACAGAAGCGACAGGCAUAGCUGGAUAACAACUACUGCAAGAAAGAUGGUGAUCGCUCAUAACAUGGCUUUUAUCACAAGUUCAUAAGCACGACUACUACUAAAAACCUGCUAAGAAUCUGUUCAUCUGCGGCCAGCAAAAAAAUCAAAACAGAUCAAAAGAACCUCUCUUUCCGGCCACUGCCACUGCAUGGCAGGCUAUAUCCUGCGCUUCCGGCCUUUUCGUGUCUUUCGUUUCUGGAUCAAUCAUCAGUCGAGCACUAUACAAAAGUUGUUGCGUCCUCCACCCGGGUUAAUCUCCUUUUUCCUAAACACUGUUUUACCGCCCUGGGCGAUCCAUUCUUUCUGGCGAUCAGGGUCGUACUGCCACAGACUGUAAUGUAAUUUUCGUGUGGUCUUGGUCUCGAGAUGACUGUAGCCCAGCGACGAGAGAAUGUCCGUCAAAUGGCCCUCGGUGAGAUACCGCGAGUUGUGAACCGUCGGGGCCGGCAGGACCAGGAAGAGGCAAGGUAGUAGAAGACGUCGUGACUGCUGGGAUUUGUUCUCCUCUUCACCACCAUCGUCUCCACCGUCAUCUUUGGCGAUGGAAAAGAACUUUAUGGUCCGUCGCAACAUCUCGCCUCGUCCUUGUGCAUCAGGCACAUAGUUCAACACCAAACUCAGACUGAUCACAUCAUAUCCUCGCCGGCCCUCCCAUUCGCCGCUCCCGUCUGCAGAGUCUGGAAGUGGGAAACUCAUGAAAUCGGCCUCUUCGAUGCCGGGGCCCGACGAACGCAGAUCGAUCCGUCGCACGCGCGUUAUAUCCGGGGACGCUCGUGUCUUGCUACUGCGGCUCAAGCUGCCCUUCUUUCGCGCCUCGAUCUCCGGCUUCAGCCAUUCCACAAGGACGCGGCUCGAGUCGCCGCCUCGCUCGGCGCUCUGUCCUACCGUGCUGGCGAGCUGGUACGUCUCCAGACCGCCGGACGCGGCGAGUUGCGCUUCCAGCUCCUGUAUCUGCUCGACGUCAUUGUCUGCACGGGCACGUGCCAGCCGUUUCUGCAGGACGUGGUGCGUCCGGAUCAGAGCGCGUGUGUGCUUGGACGAG